Molecule: messenger RNA, 2690 nt
Organism: Paramecium sonneborni
Lineage: Eukaryota; Ciliophora; Oligohymenophorea; Peniculida; Parameciidae
Source: the annotation of a GenBank genome assembly
AUGUCUUAAACAAGAACUAGUUAAAGCUCAAAACAUCAAAGAAAAAGUGAGAAUCGUUUUUAAUAAUAAAUUCAAAGUCUUUUAAAAAAUGUAAGUAAUCCACCUUCAAAUAUCUCUAAAUAAUGGAUUAAAGAUAGAGAGGGAGAAUAAAAAAGUUUAUUUGAAGAAAUUAAACAAAGUGAAUAUCCUAGUAAAAAUUAAACUCUUUCACAAUUAACUGAUAUAGGAAAGAAAUUAUUAAAAAUGAAAAAAAAAAUAAGAACUUUUACUGCAGAUGAUCGUCUAAAAACACCAGUGUCUGAGAAUAAAAGUAGAAAAUCAACUAAGUCAAGGAAAAGUUAAAGUAAAAAAGGAUAAAGUUCACAUAGUUAAUCAAGAACAUAAUUAAAAAGUCUUGAAUAAAGCAGAAGUAAAUCUUCAAAAAAAAAAGAUAAAAAGUAAUUAAAAUCUUCAAAGACAUAAAAUACUCCUAAAUUCAAAAAGAAAACCAAUGAAAAUAAACCAAAAAGUUUCUCUAAAGAAAUGUAACAAUAAAAAGAUAGUUCAAGACCUAAUGUAAGAAUCAUAGAAUCAAGAAUUGCAAAGAAUACUAUAGAUAGAAGUUCAAGGUAUAUUAAUUAAAUUAAUUAAAGUCCAUCACGUUCUAUUGGAUCUUCUAAAAAAUAAUUAAAAAAUAGAAGAACUGAAUCUCUUUGUGAAGAAUCAAGUUCUUUAUCAGAUUCCAGUGAUACGAAAGAAAUUAUGAAAUUAAAAAUGAAUUCAAAUAAUCCAUAAUCUAGAUAUGAAGACUUAAUGGAUCAUGAAAAAAAAGUUAAAGAACUUGAUGCUGGAUAAUUAAGUAGAGAAGAAAAUCUUAUGUUAACAACUAAAUUAGAAUCUGUUACUAAAGAAAAGUUAUUGAGGGAAUAUCGUAUUUUAUAUUAUAGGAGUAAAGAAGUCAAAAAAUUACUUACUGAAUAUUAUGAACAAAAUCUGCGUUUAACUGAUGAAAUCAAUGAAUUACAAUAAAUUAUUUAUGAUAAAUAACUUGAAAAUAAGUAAGUCAAAAAAGAAUUAAAAUCUUAAAUUAAAGAAAUGAAAAUUAUGCAAUCAGAAUAUAGUACUAAAUUAGAUCAAUUAGGAAAAUCUUAUCAAUAACAUGAAAUUAAUAGUGUUCCAUUAAAUGAUUAUGAAAGAUUAAAAUAAGAAAAUGACAAAAUUUUAAAUGAAAAUUAAAUGUUAAAAGAAGAUUAUAAAGUUAUCAGUCUUAAAAUGUAAUAAAUAGAAAAUGAAAUCUAUUAAAAGAGAUAAUAUGAAAUUCCAGAAUAAGAAAUUACCCAAAGAUUACAAAGAGAAUUAGACUCUGCUAAAGAUUAAGCUGAUAGAAUAAAAGAGGAAAAUAUGAAAUUGAAAUUACAAUUAGAUAAAGAAUAAAAUUCUAAUCGAGAAUUAUCAUAAUAAAUCAAUUUAAAAAAAAAUGAACUUGAUGGAAAUGUUGAAUAAAAAUAAUAUGAACUAUCAUCAUUAAAAUCUCAUUUAUAAACUGCUAAUACAAAAAUUUUAAAACUUGAAUAAUAAUUAACCUAGAUUAAAUAUCAACUCAUUUCAGAGUAGGAAUAAUCCUUCUCUAUUCGUGAAAAAAUAAUAAGAUAAGAAGAAGAAUUAAGAAUAGCUAAUCUGAAAGUUGAAAAUAGAGAAAAAGAAAUAAAUGAAUAAAGAUCAAAAGAAUUAAUAUUAAAAAAAAAAAUAUUAGAUUUAGAAUCUAAAAUUGAAAAUCAAAUAUAAUAGCCUCAAUCUUAUUUUGAACCUGUUAUUUCAAUUAAUAAACCAAAUACUUCUGAUUAAUGUAAAUUUCAUUAUUAAACAAUUAGUUAUUAAUAAAGAAUUAUAAGUUGAACGUCAACUAUUAGCCAAAACUUAAGAAUAGCUAUUAAAUAUUUAAGGAGAAAAUGAUCAAUUAAAAAGAAAUCUUAAAUAAAUAGAAUUGGAAUUAUAAUUUGAAAGGCAAUAGAAUGAAUAACUUAAAUUAAAAUCCUAAUAGUUAUAGUAAGAAAAAGAAUUCACACUUCAAAGAACAUAAAAAUAAUUUGAAGAACUAGAAAACAAUCAUUCCAAAGAAUUCUAAUUAACUGAAUAACAAAAUAAAAACUAAGAAAAUUUAUUAUAUUAGGCUUAAUAAAGAAUUUCUGAAUUAGAAAAUGAACUUAGAAUAUUAAUUAAUAAAGAAGAAGAAAAUAAAAGUUUAAUCAAUGAUUAGAAAUUAUAAAUUGAAAAGUAGUAAUUAAAGCUCGAUUAAAAUUUAACAAAAUUGAAUGAAUUUUAGAAUUAGCUUAAAGAAUUAGAAUUAGAAAAUUAAUAACUAAAUGAAAAUAAUAGAUAAUUGAAAACAUAAACUUAAUAAUUGAUCAAAGAAUUAGAAUAGAUUGAUAGGAUAAAAGAUAAUUAUAAAAAUAAAUAUCUAAAUAAUAGAUAUGAAAACAAAAAAUUAUUAAAUUAAUAUAAUGAAGUAAUUGAAAUCUAAUAUUUAGAAAGAAAAUAUUAUGAAAUAGACUUUCACAACUGAAUUGGAGAAAGUGAAAUGCUAAAAAGAGUAAUUAGAAAAAGUAAAGAUUCAAGAGGAAUGUUAAAGAUAAUAAAAAGAUAAAAAGUUGAAAGUCAUCAAUGAUCUAUAAUAAAUGAUAAAAGGACAUAAAAUGGCAUUUGACAAAUGA